GAAGUCGGUAGACAUUCCAUCGACGUCGUGCCGACGGACUAGAUUGGAAAGGAUUCCCCGCCCCGGCAAUGGCCUCGCAUCUUGCAGACGUGCAGCAUGUUGCAUGGUUCACAUACGCAUCCCGAAGGAAAAAACGAGUACCUAUAGGACGAUAUAAAUGGCGAUCAUCGGAAGAUACUUCGUGGGAAUUGUCCGUACGACGAGCUGCAAUGGUUCAUAUACACGAGUGAUGCCUUGUACGAGUGGGGAGUGGCACCAAGGGACUGCAUGUUCAUACGAAUGUCAUCAUACGGUCGAAGCGGGAAGUAACGGACGUAUAUCACGUACGGAUGUCGUAGCUGAACUGGCAGAGAGUCUGCCACUGGCAGUUCUACCAAAAAAUAAUAAUAUGAUGAGAUUUUCCGGAGUUGAAUUUUAUAAUAGCGGAAAUUCCAGCGAGGCAAGAAACGAUGUCAGGCGCAUCGCACACCUACUGCGUCUACGCCGACGCGCAUAGAACCGCAUGAUAAUCGGUCAGCUACGGCAGUAUAAGGCCAUCAUUCGCCGUUGCAAUCUCAUGUGGCGAGUGGCGUCGCCUGUGGC
Messenger RNA from Laetiporus sulphureus 93-53, 582 nucleotides. RefSeq lists its product as uncharacterized. The record is from RefSeq and is a predicted model, not a curated record. Lineage: Eukaryota; Fungi; Basidiomycota; Agaricomycetes; Polyporales; Laetiporaceae. The transcript is spliced from 5 exons. The coding region runs from base 158 to 496 and encodes 112 amino acids.